Molecule: messenger RNA, 1976 nt
Organism: Harmonia axyridis
Lineage: Eukaryota; Metazoa; Arthropoda; Insecta; Coleoptera; Coccinellidae
Exons: 4
Coding region: 101-652 (183 amino acids)
Source: RefSeq, a predicted model, not a curated record
UAUGCAUCUUUAUUAGAUUCUAUGGCAGUAAACGUGGUUCAUUUGAGUUUUGUUUACAAAAAAUUUACAAUUUUUUUAUUUUUAUGAUAACAUAAUAACAAUGAUUCCUAAAACUCUUAGACAAAGUCCUGUGGUCAUUACUCCUAAUAGAAAUUUGACUGGUAGACCAAGAAUAGCCAGAGACACCAUUGCAGACAUUCAUAACGCAAUUCAAAAAUGGAAUAACUAUCAUAUAGCAGGAAUAGAAAUCACCAUAGAAAUUAUUAGCAUUAUUUCUGGGAGUCCACCUAAUGAGUUGAUGGAAAAUUUAACUUUUGAUUUAAAUAAGUUGGUGAAUAACUGUGCGGAACUUGUCAAGGAUAUGGAGUUAUUCUAUGAGCGUAUAUCAGCUUUAGCCGAGAAUCAAGAAGGUGAAGUCCUUUUAAUGUCUAUGUCCUCUAGGGAGAUGAAACAAUCAUUCAGAUAUAUUUAUGAAGCUUAUGAAAAAGAAUUGAAGAAAAAAAAAUGGGUCUUGGAAAAUAUUGCUUUCAGUACGUCAGAAAGUCAAGCAGUAUUAUUUGGUUGUACUUGGAAAUACCAAUUGGAAAUUGAUUACGAAGUUGAUAGGAUCCUUCAGGACCUUCUCAGAGAUAGUGGUCACAAGAUGAUUUAGUCAGUUUUAAGAUUUUAUAAAAGAAAACAUUCAGGAAAUUUUUUAUAAGGAAUAAAUAAGGUUUUCUAAUUUUCCUUCAAAGGAGUUCAGCGAACACUCAGACAAAUUUAGAUCUACCAUUUCCAAGUGACAUUUCAAUUUUGCUUGUUUCAUGGGAAGUAGAUGGCGGUUAAAUCUUAAAUGAAAAACUGUAAAUCAUUUGUAGUCCAUAGUCAUAGUCAUUUAUUUUUCAAUCAAAAAUUUACAUGGACUGUCAAUUAAAUAUUAAAUAUAAGAAAUAAAAAAAUGCAUACAUAUAAGUACAUAUACAAAACGAAACAACCAUCACAAACUUUGCAGAUCAGCCACACCAUCAAAAAACUCCCCCACACUAUAAAACUCGCCCUGCAUCAACAAUCUCCUGGUAGAAUACUUAAAUUAGCCCAUAGUUUGGCUACUGGUUAGAAACCUAUGCUUUAUACACAUGAUAUAUCGGUAUGUAGUGAUUUUUAUCGAGAUAAGAAGGCAAUCAUUAAAAAAAAAAGAAUAGAGACGUCAAGGUAUUAUUUCUGAAAUAAAACUUACAUUUUUGUGGCUCCACUUUGAUAAAAAAGAAUUUGAAAUGGAUAUAAAAAGUUAUUCGUAGAAGAUGAACUGAAAAAGGAAAAAAAUUAAAGAAAAAAUUUUCAGUUUCAUCAAAAAGAAAUUGAUUAGAAAUCAAAAUUAAAAUAAUAAUGAGACCACAAAUAUUAGAGUGAAGGUUUCAUUUUUAUUGAGAUUUAGAGAAGAGCAUAGCAUUAAUGGAAAAGAUGAAUAUCCUAUUCAAAAAUAGAUUAAAGAAAUUUAAGAGUUGAUUGGAUGGAAUGAACUUCGGAAAUUGAUAUUUGGAAAAACAUUUUUGACGGGACUCUCAAAGCUUUUUAUUUAAUAUGGAAGAGGAAUUUGAAAGUUGUUGAUUCUGAAAAAUAAGUUGGUUGAAGAAUAUGAGGUAAAAGUGAGUAGUGCUCAAUUUAUAAAUUGCUAAUGAUAAGAAAGAAAAAGGAAGAAAAGGCAGUGCAAUUUGAUAGAUAAAAAAGGAGCAAAUAUUGAAUAACAAGUUCUGAUUGAAUAUAUCAUUGAUGGUAUUCUGGAUGAUAUUUCCAAUAAAAUUUACCAAAUUAUUUUCAAAGGAGCUAAGAAUUCAAAGAAAAAGUGAUAAUAUAUGAACAAAUCUCAACCAUCAAAGGAUCCUCGGGACCAGAAUGUAACAGAGAAACUAGGAAAGGUAACGUGAACUAUCUUUAAGAACCCAGUCGAAUCCCAUUUCAACUAUGGAGUUAAAGGUCAUCUGUUCAACAAAUGUCUU